Messenger RNA from Linum trigynum, 4230 nucleotides. The record is from the annotation of a GenBank genome assembly. NCBI's taxonomy places the organism in Eukaryota, Viridiplantae, Streptophyta, Magnoliopsida, Malpighiales, Linaceae.
GCGGGGGAAAAAAUUGGUCGCCGGCGGCAGAGAAAUGGAUCCCCGUCGAGAGGGAAGCAAGCGGAGCCAUUGCCGGCCACGGUGCCUUUUCAUGGCGGGGAGAGGUACUAUUCGUAAGAAGUCGGAAUUUCCCGAAUGAAGCCUCUGGUCUUCGCUAACCACGCGGAAACCAAAUCCAUUAUUAUAUAUGUGCAGUUGGUGAUGGAGAAGCUUGACUUUGUGAAGAUACGAGUUUACUUCUCCCCUGUCUUAUUCGAUUGAUGACGGAAGAAGAGGAUGACUUCCUCUCGCGCUAAUUUUUAUCCAUUUUAAUCUUUGAAUUGGGCUCUGCUGCUCACCUUGAAAGUUCUACCCUGCCAUCCAUGGCUGCUUCGUCUUCUUCUGCUGCUGCUAAUUCUGUCGCUGAUUCUCGUGGUCAGAUGAAAUACGAUGUGUUCCUUAGUUUCAGAGGCAAGGACACUCGUCAUAAUUUCACGAGCCAUCUCUUCGAUGCCCUGUGCCGCAAGAAGAUCAAGUGCUUCAUCGAUGACAAUCUGCAAAGAGGAGAGGAAAUUACUCCUUCGCUGUUGAAGGCAAUCGAAGAGUCGAGAAUUUCAGUUGUGAUUUUCUCCAAGAACUACGCUGCUUCUCCCUGGUGUGUGGAUGAGCUGGUGAAAAUUCUUGAUUGCAGGGAGAGGUAUGGGCAGGUUGUUCUGCCUGUUUUCUAUCACGUGGAUCCAUCUGAUGUGGAGCAGCAGAUUGGGAGCUUCGCAGAUGCAAUUUCUGUGCUUGAGCUGAAUUUCAAGGUCAAAAUGGAUAAGGUGCCAAGCUGGAGAAGUGAGCUUACUAAAGCAGCUAAUGUAUCUGGAUGGGACUCUCAAGUCAUCAGGCCUGAAUCCAGACUAGUGAAUGAAAUUGUUGAGGAUAUUUUGAAGAAACUGACCCGUGCACCGCGUGGUUACUCGAACGGUUUGGUGGGAAUCGAGUCAAGAGUCGGACGAAUUAAAGCGAUGUUGCAUAUGCAGUCUUCAGAUGUUCGUUUUCUGGGUAUAUGGGGCAUGGGUGGUGUAGGAAAGACCACUAUUGCUGAAGCUGUUUUCAGUGAUAUCUUUGCUCAAUAUGAAGGUUGCUGCUUCCUUGCAAAUAUUCGGGAAGAAUCAAAGCGGCAUGGACUUGUUCACUUGAAAGGACAACUAUUGUCAGAGAUAUUGGUGGAUCAAAAUAAGCAUUCCUCCACCAUGAUCACUAUAGGAUCUACCUUCACCGUGGAUAGGAUCAGGCGUAAAAGGGUUUUGCUUGUUCUUGAUGAUGUGAAUGAUGUGUCUCAAGUGGAAUUUCUUAUUGGGUCCACUGACCUGUUUGGUCCUGGAAGUAGAGUCAUUUUAACAUCUAGAGAUAAGCAAGUGCUUAAGAGCUGGGUGGGUGAGAUGUAUGAGGUUGAAAGAUUAGAUCAAGAUGAAGCCCUUCUUCUUUUCUGCUACAGAGCUUUUAAGGGGAACUGUCCCAAAGAAGAUUUUGUGGAGCAAUCAAGUAGGGUGGUUACUUAUUCACAAGGAAACCCAUUAGUCAUUAAAGUUUUAGGCUCCUUCUUUUUGGACAGAACACAGAGAUUUUGGGAAAGUGCGCUGGCUCAACUCCAAAGAACUAUUCGGCCUGAAAUUUAUGAUGUAUUGAUGAUUAGUUUUGAUGCAUUAGCUGAUGAAGAGAAGAGCAUAUUUCUUGAUGUUGCUUGUUUCUUUAACGGGCAAAAGAUUGAUUUUGUGAAAGGAAUACUAGAUGGCUGUGGUUUUGGGACAGACACUGGGAUUUGUGUGCUCACUGAUAAGUGCCUCAUUACUGUUUCAGAAAACAGGAUAUGGAUACAUGAUUUAUUGCAAGAAAUGGCUCAUGAAGUUGUCCGCCAGGAGUCUGUCAAAGAUCUAGGUAAGCGAAGUAGAUUAUGGAGGCCCAAUGAUGUCUAUCGAGUUUUGACAAGAAAUCAGGGAACUGAGCAGGUUGAAGGAAUCUUCUUAGACGUUUCUGAAAUCAGUCACAUGGAGUUGAGUUGUCAAGCAUUUUCAAGGAUGCAUAAUCUACGGUUACUGAAAAUUAUAAUCAUGGGGCCAGGGAUGGAUCAUAUAAGCACUUUUCCAUUUAACUUCCGUGCUGAAAACCUUGUUCACAUUAACUUGGCUUACAGCAACAUUAAGCAACUGUGGGGAGGAGUGCAGGCUUUGGUGAAUUUGAAAGAGGUUGACCUAAGUGAUUGUAAGAAUCUAAAUGCCAUCCCAGACAUGUCUCAAGCAUUAAAUCUUGAGAUAAUGAAUUUGGCUAACUGUACAAGUAUGGUGGAACUUCCAUCGUCAGUUCAGCAUCUUGUCAAGCUUACUGAUCUUGAUCUAAGAGGUUGCUCAAGCCUUACGGGUCUCCCAGAGUGCCUAAAUGUCAAAUCUCUCAAGACCCUUAACCUUUCUAGCUGUUCAAACCUUCAGAAGUGCCCAGAAAUCAUGGGGUGUGUAGCCUAUCUAAAUUUGAACGAUACGGAAAUAGAAGAACUUCCCCAAUCAAUUGCUUACCUCAGUAGACUUGCUGCUUUGAAUCUAAAGGACUGUAAACGACUACACAGCCUUCCAAGCAACCUGUUUCUGUUGGAAUCUCUUGCAAUUGCUGAUUUCUCUGGCUGCUCAAGUAUCAUGUCAUUGCCAUCGAUUGCAAAGAGUAUAAAGUACUUGUACUUGAGUGGAACAGCAAUAGUAAUACUUCCUUGCUGGAUCGGUAAUCUUUCUAAUCUCUCUUCUUUAGAUUUGACAAACUGCAAAAGGAUUAAGAAUCUUCCCGAUACACUUUCUGAGGCAAACUCUCUUGAAAAGCUGAUUCUACGGGGUUGCUCAAGUAUCAGACAAUUCCCCAAAAUUUCAAGGAAGAUAAAGGAGUUGUAUUUGGAUGAAACAGGAAUAGAAGAAAUACCGUCAUCUGUUGAGCACCUUUCUCAACUUGUUGAAUUGCAUUUACAGAACUGCAAAAGUUUCCGUGUACUCCCAAGCCAUAUAUGUAAGUUGAAAUCUCUUCAGAAGCUAAAUCUUUCGGGUUGCUCCAAAUUUGAGAAGUUCCCAGCUAUCAGGGAGCCUAUGAAAUCUUUUAGAUACCUUUAUCUAGAUGGAACUGCGAUACGCAACUUUCCUGUGGUAAAUGACUUGGAGAACCUGGAGAACCUCUCUAUGAUGGAACUAGGAAACUGCAGAAAACUAAGCCUGCGACACUUACUAUAUUUUGUAAAUAUUGCUGGCUGGUGGAAUGCUACUUCAAAGUCCUUGUUUAGGCUCUCUCUAAAUGAUUGCAAUAUAUCAAUGGUGCCUGACGGUCUCUGUGCCUUGACCUCACUGGAAGUAUUGGAUCUAAGUGGAAAUAUGUUUGAUCGCCUACCUUUUGGCAUGAAAGGACUCUCUCAGCUGCAACAACUCAGUGUAAAGAACUGCAGAAGGCUUGUCACGUUACCGGAACUCCCAACCAUGCUGUCAAAGUUGGAAGCAGAUAACUGCCAAUCAUUGGCUAGAGUAUCCAUAUACUCUGCAGAUCACAUGAACUCCUUUGAUUUCUCUUUCACUAAUUGCUUCAGUUUGGACAAGAUUGCAUGCAAGAACAUCUUGGCAUAUGCUCUGCUCAAGAUUCAGCAUUAUAGCGAAGGUCUACGUAAUCAGAUGUCUUUUCUACCAGCUGUGGAAUCGACCUUCUGCUGUCCUGGGGGUAAAGUUCCUGAGUGGUUUACCCAUCAUAGUUCCGGACAUUCGCUAGUUAUGCAGCUGCCUUCAAAUUGGACAAGCGACGGAUUCGCUGGCUUAACUAUCUGUGCUGUUCUGGCAUUCGAGGAACAUUUCUAUGAAUCUGGUGUUCAACUCAAAUGUACAUUUCAUUUCAGCACCCAAGGACAGGAUUCCCAAGCUCUCCAUCACUGCUACUUUUGUGGCAGUGCUUAUGGUGGAAAAUUUCUCCUGUCGAAUCAUCUUCUAUUCUGGCUACGAUCCCAGCAUCAUCGAAGCGGCUUCCCAGAAUCAUUUGCUUGGAAAAUGCAACCAGGUGGAUAUUCUGUUCUACCCAGAAGACCCGAAUGGAAAUCCUUUGCCCGGUUACGAUGUCAUUGCUUUUGGGGCAAGUCUCAGUAUUCAUGUAAAGCUUCACACUUGUUGAUUCCAUGACCUCAAGUACGUUCACUAGAUUACAGUCAUAGAUCCUGAUAUGAUCUGUGAAAAAUUCUCAUAAAAUCUAACUAUUAAC